UCAAGCUUAAGGCUAGCUAUUCUUUCAUAAUGGAGCAGAAGCGAAAGAUUUGUGAGUGGCUCCAGAACUUGAAGAUGCCCAAUGGCCAUACAUCAAAUUUUGGAUCACGUGUUGAUAUGGAGCAAGGCAGGAUACAUGGGAUGAAAAGUCAUGACUGUCACGUUUUCAUGGAAACUUUACUCCCUAUUGCAUUUAGUGGCUUGCCUGAACGAAUCUGGAAACCUAUGUCAGAAAUUAGUUUAUUCUUCAAAGACUUGUGUUCCAGUACGUUGAGGGAGGAUAACCUUUGUCGGAUGCAUCAGAAUAUUCCUGUUAUCACAAACAAGUUGGAGAAAAUUCUUCCACCGGGGUUCUUUGAUGUGAUGGAACAUCUUCCAAUUCACCUUGCAUACGAAGCCCGGCUCGGAGGCCCAGUUCAAUAUAGGUGGAUGUAUCCCUUCGAGAGGUCUAUUGGUAAGUUAAAAAGGGCUAUGAAGCAAAAAUCGAAAGUGGAAGGCUCGAUGUGCGAAGUUUAUCUUGCCAACGAAACAUCCCAUUUUACGGUUUCUUACUACUUUGAACGAUGUGGCUUGUUUGAGAAACAGCCUAAUCGACAACGUGGUGGAUGGAGGAGCUCCAGGGUCGGCGGUACUCAAGAUGAGAUAUUCAAGAUUACUCACACGAGGAAGGAGAAGAACGGCGAUGGUACAGGCCACGGGUUGAGCAAGAUGGUCGAGCUAACUCGGGUAAGUCGUUAG
This is a messenger RNA of Lycium ferocissimum, 737 nucleotides long. RefSeq lists its product as uncharacterized. The transcript is spliced from 3 exons. The coding region runs from base 30 to 737 and encodes 235 amino acids. The record is from RefSeq and is a predicted model, not a curated record. NCBI's taxonomy places the organism in Eukaryota, Viridiplantae, Streptophyta, Magnoliopsida, Solanales, Solanaceae.